AAGUAGGCGAACGAUACGAGGUUAUAAAACAGAGCACUAGUUAAACUCAUCUCUCACAUUUUCAAACUAUAACUAUCAGAGAGGAAGAAGAAAAUAUGGGUAGUUCUGAUCAAUCCUCGUCGCACAACGUCUUCGUCUACGGCAGUUUCCAAGAACCAGCCGUCGUGGGUUUGAUCCUCGAAUGCACUCCGGUCAUUGUCUCCGCUCAACUCCACGGCUUUUACAGGUAUAGACUCAAAGGGCGUUUGCAUCCUUGUAUUGCUCCUCUUGAGACCGGAGUCAUCAACGGCAAGGUACUAACUGGAUUAACAGAUGCUCAGCUAGAGAAUUUAGAUAUGAUUGAAGGAGAUGAGUAUGUGAGGAAGACUGUUGAGGUUGUAUUGACUGACACAUCCGAGAAGAUGCAAGUGGAAGCCUUUAUAUGGGCUAACAAGGAUGAUCCUGACAUGUAUGGAGAAUGGGAUUUCGAGGAAUGGAAGAAGCUUCACAUGGAAAAGUUCAUAGAGGCGUCAGCGAAGUUCAUCGAAUGGAAGAAGAAUCCAAAUGGGAGAUCAAGGGAAGAGUUUGCCAAAUUUGUAGAAGAAGAUCCGCCCGUGGCUUGAAGAAUGCGUCUCCCUUUAUCUUCUUUAAUUCCAAAUAAAUCAGUGUCACCAAUAAAUGAUUUGUGAGUUAGAAACACAAAUAAGAUCUCAUAUUGUAUCUUAUAUUGUAUCUCAUAUUGUAUUAUCUACUCUAUUAAAAUAGAAGUACAAAAAACUUAUUGCCUUUUUUUAACU
Molecule: messenger RNA, 776 nt
Organism: Raphanus sativus (radish)
Lineage: Eukaryota; Viridiplantae; Streptophyta; Magnoliopsida; Brassicales; Brassicaceae
Product: protein AIG2 B-like
Exons: 5
Coding region: 96-602 (168 amino acids)
Source: RefSeq, a predicted model, not a curated record